AUGGAAACUUUGAGAGAUAUGGAGGCGCCAGAACUUGGAGACUUGGUUCACAACAAUAGAAUGGGUAAUGUUCUUUAUUCUUUGGUUGGCAAGUUUCCAUACUUGGAGAUUGACGCUGAAAUAUUUCCCAUAACCAGCAAUGUCAUGCGUAUCCACGUAGACUUGUCUCCUGACUUUGUAUGGGAUGAAAGAUACCAUGGAAAUGCCCAAAUCUUUUGGGUGACAAUUGAAGAAUCUGACAAGUCGGAGAUUCUUCACAUUGAAAAAUUCAUCUUGAAUAAGAAGCAGAUGAGGAGCCCACAUGAACUCAAUUUCAUGAUUCCAGUUGGCGACCCAGCACCACCACAAAUUGUUGUCAGGGUCCUUUCAGACUCAUGGAUUGGAUCAGAGACAGUACACACCAUUUCUUUCCAGCAUUUGGUAAAACCUAACAACGAAACCGUGAGAACAAAUUUAUUACGGUUGCAACCGUUGCCUAUAUCGGCCUUGCAUGAUAGUCAAGUUGAAGCUAUCUACGGGCUGAAGUUCAGGUACUUCAAUCCAAUGCAAACCAUGACAUUUCACUCUUUAUAUAACUCCAACUCGAGUGUUUUUGUUGGAUCUCCUACUGGCUCUGGAAAAACUGUUGUUGCUGAGCUUGCUAUUUGGCAUGCCUUCAAGGAGUUCCCAGGGUCCAAAGUGGUUUAUAUUGCACCAAUGAAAGCGUUGGUCCGCGAACGUGUGGACGACUGGAGAGCCAGAAUUCAAGCUAACACAAAACACAAGUUGGUGGAAUUAACUGGUGACUCUUUACCUGAAGCCAGAGAGGUUAGAGAGGCAGACAUUAUCAUUACUACACCAGAAAAGUUUGACGGUAUUUCCCGGUAA
This is a messenger RNA of Meyerozyma guilliermondii ATCC 6260, 867 nucleotides long. RefSeq lists its product as uncharacterized. Gene Ontology annotation, biological process: resolution of meiotic recombination intermediates. NCBI's taxonomy places the organism in Eukaryota, Fungi, Ascomycota, Pichiomycetes, Serinales, Debaryomycetaceae. Gene Ontology annotation, cellular component: nucleus. Bases 1 to 867 code for a protein of 288 amino acids. The transcript has a single exon. Gene Ontology annotation, molecular function: nucleic acid binding; ATP binding; DNA helicase activity. The record is from RefSeq and is a predicted model, not a curated record.